Dreissena polymorpha is the source of this 564-nucleotide messenger RNA. RefSeq names its product latent-transforming growth factor beta-binding protein 1-like. The coding region runs from base 1 to 564 and encodes 187 amino acids. NCBI's taxonomy places the organism in Eukaryota, Metazoa, Mollusca, Bivalvia, Myida, Dreissenidae. The transcript has a single exon. Gene Ontology annotation, molecular function: calcium ion binding. The record is from RefSeq and is a predicted model, not a curated record.
AUGAAACUGGCUGGGAGGGAGUCGAAUGACAUUGAUGAAUGUGCAAAUGGAAGCGCUUGUGGACAAAACCACAAUUGUGUCAAAACAGAAGGCGGCUUUAUUUGUGGCUGUGAUCAUGGAUGGGAUGGGGACAACUGCACGAAAGACGUAAACGAAUGCUCAAAUACCAGUAUAUGCGGACCAAACCAACACUGUGUCAAUACUUUAGGUAGCUACAUAUGUCAUUGUGAUAUUGGCUAUGAGGGUUUCAACUGCUCUGGUGACAUUGAUGAAUGUGCUUAUACCAGUAUGUGUGGGCCACACCAACACUGUGUAAAUACUGUCGGUGGCUACAGGUGCGACUGUGACAUUGGCUGGAAUGGAGACAUAUGCGACAUCGAGAGUAUUGAAUGUACAAAUGCAACUGUUUGUGGCUUGAAUCUAAUUUGUUCAAGCACCAACGGUAACCUUAUUUGCGUGGAAAGUAAACUGGUCAUCAAUUCAACAGCAGCUUCGGUCAGAGCCUCAGAUGGAUUAACACCUUCUAAUGAGGACCCUGGAAGAAAUCUUGAUGGAGGACCUUAG